AUGGUUAUCAGCUCGGUGACUAUACGAGCUGGUGAGCGUCUAGACGGCCUUACCGUGCAAGUCGCAGCGCCGAAGGAGAUGACGUUUACGCACGGAGGAACUGGCGGUAAGGAAAACACGUUGACUCUUGAACGUGGCGAGUACAUCACGACGAUGGAUGUUCAUUGGGGACAAAAGAGCGGUCACACACGCAUUUUUUACAUGAAUUUGGUAACGAACAAGGGCAAUAAAGUGUCGGGUGGAUCAGAGACCAAGGAGAAGGGAUCGGUGACAGCGCCCAGGGGCUACCAGCUUGCCGGUUUCUUUGGGCGGUACGGUGAUGAGAUGGACCUUAUUGGUGCACUGUUUGGUGGACCACACGGCAACGCGUUCUCUCGGAUAUCAACGAGAUCAAGUUUGGACAAACGAUCAGCUCGAUCACGCUCCGAUCGAACAAGCGAGUGGAUGCCGUGA
Messenger RNA from Phytophthora infestans T30-4, 453 nucleotides. RefSeq lists its product as uncharacterized. The transcript has 2 exons. NCBI's taxonomy places the organism in Eukaryota, Oomycota, Peronosporomycetes, Peronosporales, Peronosporaceae. The coding region runs from base 1 to 453 and encodes 150 amino acids. The record is from RefSeq and is a predicted model, not a curated record.